Molecule: messenger RNA, 2126 nt
Organism: Dendroctonus ponderosae (mountain pine beetle)
Lineage: Eukaryota; Metazoa; Arthropoda; Insecta; Coleoptera; Curculionidae
Exons: 9
Coding region: 368-1645 (425 amino acids)
Source: RefSeq, a predicted model, not a curated record
UCCCGCAACAACCGCCGAUGGUGAAGUUAACGAAGGAAAAAGCCUGAACUUUAACUCGUUUUACUGUGGAUGAUUUUUUCAAAGGCCGUUCAACUUGUUGAUCGAUUUUGUGGCAAAACUCUGUACUGUUGAAAAUGAAUUCUCGCCAACAUUUCGCCGAUAAAAUGUCUCAAUUUAAAGCAAAUGCACCAGUUCAUGAAAUGCAUCGAUUGCAAAGUAAACGAGAGAAAAGUUAUGAGCGAUUUGCGCAAAGUUGAUGAAACGAAUUUUCCUGCGACUUGAAAAUGUAAAUCCCGGUGUUUUAUAAAGUUUCCCAAGCUACCCGGGGAAAAUUGACAAACGGUUUGCUUUUGAUGUAAGUGAGUACAUGAUUUACCGGUUUAGCCCGAAAAUAACACUCUCGAAACCUGUACUUCUGGCGAAAGUAAGAGAAAUGAAUUGGACGGGAUUCUAUCAAAUUUGCAUUUGUGGGGCUUUCUGUUUAGCCGGCAUUCGUGGAGAAACCUGGAUGCAGAAUGGGGAAAACAAUUAUCCCAGGCAAAAGGCUAAAGGAGUGGAGAACUCAUUUAGCCGAAUGGGGCGCUUUCUCUCGCUGUUCACAUUUGUCCAAUUCGACAAUCAAGCCUGUACCGGAUCGAAUGGAGAAAAUGGAACAUGCGUAUCCCAAACAGAUUGCCAGAGGAAAGGUGGAACCUCGAUCGGAAAUUGCGCUUCAGGCUAUGGAGUUUGUUGUUCAAUGACAGUAAAAUGCGGAGGAAUUGUCAGGGAGAAUGGAACGUUCUUUGUUAACGAAGGUUAUCCAGAUUCGUAUAAUGGAGUGGGAUCGUGCCAGGUCACUCUAAUGAAGAUAAAUCCCAUCGUAUGUCAAUUCAGAUUAGACUUCGACGUUAUGAAUAUAAUGGGUCCCGAAACCAUAAACCACAUCUGCAUCAACGAUCAGUUUAUUGUUUCUGGAGGAAAUCCGUCAGCGCCAGCAAUUUGCGGACGAAAUGACGGAAAUCACCUGUACAUUGCAGUGGAAAAAGGGCCAUCAGCCAGUCCAGUUUCCCUCAAUGUAGUCACAACAGGCGAUUCUUUCCAGAGAAGCUGGAAAAUUCGCAUAACUCAAAUUCCCUGCUCAUCGGAAGUGAAAGCCGAAAAUGGAUGUUUGCAGUAUUUCACCGGAGUGUCCGGUCAGAUUAAGUCUUUUAACUACGACCUUACAACUGGUAGGCAACUUUCGAAUCAAGACUAUACAAUUUGCGUUCGAGCUGAGAGGAACUUUUGCGGCAUUCAGUACACGCAAUGUGUGGAUAAUGUUAACACAAGAUAUCAGUCAUUUACCUUGUCGGGAAACAGUAAUCAAGCCGUUCCAUCAAUGGUGGGAAGCACGGGAAACACAAACUUCUGCCCUAAUGACUAUUUGAUUAUUCCCAUGGCCACUAAUGUGGACAGGGUGGUCCAGAGUAGAUCGCCCACAGUUGAUCGAAUAUGUGGUGGAACAUUCAGUGCUGAUGUUACACAGACUCCGACCACUGUGUUAAGCACAGUCCGUCCAUUUCUGCUGUUUUUCCACACAGAUAGCACGGAAAAUCCUAUGGAUCAAGAAAAUAAGGGAUUCUGCUUGAAUUACGUUCAGCAACCUUGCACUAAUCGACUGCAGUAAAUGUUAAGGAAAUCUAAUUGUUUUUAUACCGGGUGUCUCGAAUUUUGCGGCAUUACGAUGUAUUAAAACCUAAAACGUGUACCUGCUACUACCGCGACUUUCCAGCCAUGGGUCACUGUGUAUACUGUUAAUAGUAUUUUUUGUAAAUGAUAAUGUAUUUUAUGCCCUGUUAAUGCGACUCUUGAUCAAUCAUGUCGGUUUGCCUUUAUUAAUUGCCGGGUUUUUUAGUUGAUGUAUAAUAGCUUUUGUAUAAAAGUGUUUUGACAUCCAUACGUAUUCAGCUAGAAGUGAGUUAAACUUAUAUAUAAUUGUGAUAAGAAAUAAAUUAAUAUAGUUGUUAUUUUCAUAGUGAUUGAAAGAUGUGCAAAAAUUGUUCAAAAAAACCACUCUACUGAUCAGUAAGUGUUUUUACGUGGAGGUUUAGAAAAGUUUUAAAUUCUGUCUCAGUUGUUUUCAAUAAUAAACCCGGUUUUGUUUUUUG